AUGAGUUUCACAAACACCAAGCCAUGGCUCUAUCUCUUACUUCUACUUCUUUUCAUUCUAUCCUUCAGAACUCAAAAAUCCAAAGGAUUGGAUACACUCGCCGUCGGUCAGUCUCUCUCCGGCAAUCAAACGUUAACCUCACAAGGUGGAACAUUUGAACUCGGCUUCUUCACUCCAGGUAACUCGAAAAACUAUUACAUUGGCAUAUGGUACAAAGGACUGCCAAAUAAAACAGUGGUUUGGGUAGCAAACAGAAACGAACCCUUAUCAGACUCUUCUUUGCCAGAACUAAAACUCUUCCAAGAUGGAAAUUUAGUCUUGCUCAACCAGUUCAAAACUCCGAUUUGGUCGACAAAUUCGAUCUCAAACAUAGCCCAUUCAACCUCAGCUAUGCUCCUUGACAAUGGAAACUUUGUCAUAAGAGGUUUAUCAAAUUCCUCUAAUGUUAUUUUAUGGCAAAGUUUGGACUACCCAACCGAUUCAUGGCUUCCGGGUUGGAAAGUUGGAUUCAACAAAAUUCGAAAUUCGAAAUACAGUCUCACUUCCUGGAGGAGCCCAGAAAAUCCAGCUCCUAGUCUGUUCUCUUUUGAGCUAGACCCAAGUGGGACUACUUUCAUGUUGUUUUGGAAUGAGUCUAAAAUGUAUUGGACUAGUGGGGAAUGGACUGGGAAGAUUUUUAAGCUUAUUCCUGAGAUGGAACUGGAUAUUUAUAUCAAAAAUGUCACACAGGUCUCAAAUGAGAAUGAGAUCUAUUUUACUUAUGAGGCCAGUUUCAACACAACUCUCCCUAGAUAUGUGAUUGAACCAACUGGACAAUUCAGGCCAUAUUGGGGAAAUAACUUCACUCGAUUGGGCUUGUAUUGGACUCGACCAUUGGAGAAGUGUCAGGUUCAUGCCUUCUGUGGUGGUUUUAGUACUUGCAGCCAAGAUAGGUCAACUGUUUGUGAUUGCAUGCAUGGAUUUGAACCAAGAGUCAUGAAAAACUGGGAAUUGGAAGAUCAUACAGAUGGGUGUGUGAGGAGAACUCGUUUGAAUUGCUCUAAUGGAGAAAAUGAUGGAUUCUUCAUGAUUCAAAAGGCACGAUUGCCCGUGAAUUCAGAAUCAGUGGCUGUUGGGAGCAUUGAAAAUUGCAAAGUAGCUUGCCUGAGUGACUGUUUUUGCACUGCUUAUGCUUAUGAUAAUGAGUGUUUGAUUUGGAAAGGAGAUCUGUAUAAUCUACAGGAACUCUCAUCAGAUGAUAAAACUGGAAAGGAAUUUUAUGUUAGACUUGCAGAAUCUGAGCUAGAGCCAGUGGUAAAUACCGCCAAAAAGAGUGAUAAAAAAGCUUGGUUAAUUGUAGGGGCAAUUGUGGGAUUCUUUAUUUUCUUUGGCAUUGUAAUGUUACUAAUUUGGAUUCAGAGACGAAAAACAGGCACAUUUGAGGGAGAUGAAGGUUCCUUGGUGGUGUUUCAGUAUAGGGAUAUACGAAGGGCGACGAAGAACUUCUCAGAAAAGCUUGGGGAAGGCGGAUUUGGUACAGUUUUUCGGGGGACACUGCCUAAUUCUACUGCCAUAGCUGUUAAGAGACUUAAAAACCAGGAGCAAGGAGAGAAGCAAGACAAGCAGUUCCUCACAGAAGUGAGCACAAUUGGUAUGAUCCAACAUAUUAAUCUCAUUCGUCUUCGGGGCUUUUGCAUAAAAGGUAUGGAAAGAUUUCUGGUCUUUGAUUACAUGUUAAAUGGUUCUCUAGAAUCUCACUUGUUUCGGAAGGAUUUGAAUGUUUUAGACUGGAAAACAAGGUAUAAAAUUGCACUUGGGACGGCCCGAGGAUUAGCUUACCUCCAUGAAAAAUGUAGGGAUUGCAUCAUACAUUGUGAUAUUAAGCCCGAGAACAUAUUAUUGGAUGCUGAUUACAACUCCAAAGUGGCUGAUUUUGGCCUUGCAAAGCUCAUAGGCCGCGAAUUUAGCCAUGUUUUGACAACUAUAAGAGGGACAGUAGGCUAUCUUGCACCAGAAUGGAUUUCUGGUGAAGCCAUAACACCGAAAGCUGAUGUUUUCAGCUAUGGAAUGCUUCUUUUUGAGAUUAUAUCAGGUAGGAGAAACCGAGAACUCUUUCAUGAUGGACCAGACAUCUACUUUCCAGUCCGGGUUUUCAAUAUAAUUAAUCAAGGUGAAGAUAUACUGUCCCUUUUGGAUCAAAAAUUGGAGAGUAAUGCUGAUGCAGAAGAGCUCAACAGAGCUUGCAGAGUUGCUUGUUGGUGCAUUCAAUUUGAUGAGAGAGAUAGGCCAACUAUGGGGCAGGUAGUUAAGGUUCUAGAGGGAGUUUUAGAGGUGGGUUUGUGUCCAACCCCUCGUUUCCUCCAAGCACUUGGAGAAAAUUCAAUACACUACAUAAUUUGCCAAGAGACUUCUUCUGGUUCAAAGCACAUGCAUGAAGAUGAUAUUAUUAGUACGUUUCAAUGCUAA
Molecule: messenger RNA, 2445 nt
Organism: Ilex paraguariensis (yerba mate)
Lineage: Eukaryota; Viridiplantae; Streptophyta; Magnoliopsida; Aquifoliales; Aquifoliaceae
Source: the annotation of a GenBank genome assembly